ACUGGGGAAAGCUUCCAACACACAAUCCACAACACAGCUUGGGAACUCAAAAGCUACAGAUCCAGCCACUCAACUCAGAGCAUUUCAGAAUCGCGUGCAUUCUCUCAGCACAAGAAAAGAAAGAGAGAAAAAGCUAGUGAUCGAUUUUUCACAAAAGAACCAGAGUUCUGAAAGGCAGAAUUUAAGAGUGUAACUACCUGCUGGAAAAGGAGCUCUUUUUCCUCUCCAAAGCACUGCCUUUGAUGAGGUAAAAGCAUUUAAUACAGAAGCUCUGGCAGUGUGAAAUUAAGCUGCAGAAAGCCUGGGCAGUGGAAAACUUCAUCAGAGAACAGGGAGAAAGGUUUAAUUGUAAGACAUGGAUGCUAAAGGAUUACAAGAAGAUAAACUGAAGAUGCUUGUAAUUUUACUAGCAUAUUUGCUAAGUAGGGUAAUUUGUGAGACUGGAGAUUGCAGAGAGCAAGAAUUUAGGGACCCCACUGGAAACUGUAUCCUCUGCAAGCAGUGUGGACCUGGAAUGGAACUCUCAAAGGAAUGCGGCUUUGGAUAUGGGGAGGAUGCACAGUGCAUGACAUGCAGGCCAAACAGAUUCAAGGAAGACUGGGGCUUUCAGAAGUGCAAGCCUUGUCUGGAUUGUGCUUUAGUUAACAGGUUUCAGAAGGCCAACUGUUCUGCCACCAGCAAUGCACUAUGUGGAGACUGUUUACCAGGAUUUUAUAGAAAGACUAAGCUUGGAGGCUUUCAAGACAUGGAGUGUGUUCCUUGUGGUGAUCCUCCUCCUCCCUAUGAGCCUCACUGUACCACCAAAGUGAACCUUGUGAAGAUCCCAUCAACUGCUUCCAGUCCUCGAGACACUGCUUUAGCAGCUGUAAUAUGCAGUGCACUUGCAACAGUGCUCUUAGCUCUUCUUAUUCUUUGUGUUAUCUAUUGUAAGAGGCAGUUUAUGGAGAAGAAACCAAGCUGGUCUCUGAGAUCACAAGACAUUCACUACAAUGGCUCUGAAUUGUCAUGUUUUGAUAGACCACGGCUAAAUGAAUAUGACCACAGAACGUGUUGCCAGUGCCAGAGAAACACAUCACAGACAUGUGGACCUGUUCACUUGAUUCCGUCACUGUGCUGUGAGGAAACCUGUAGCAUGGAGCACAGCAGUCACAGCUGUGUUUUCCACUCACAGACUACACUUCAUGAAAGGGCUUCUGAUUCUGUUGGAGAAAUGAUUCCUACCUUCCUCGGUUCUCUUUCGCACUCUGACUGUGGAGAUAUUUCAGAUGCUUGGCCUCUUAUGCAAAACUCGGGUUGUUGUGACAGCAUCUCUUUCUGUGAAUCCUAUUCAGAACCAGCUGGGGGAUCUGCAAAACCCUGCAGCCCAGAGACUGAAAAUGCAGCCACUUUUGAGUUGGAUAAUAACCAGGAACUAAGUGAAAUACUUAUUUCAGCUAAGUCUCUUGUUGGAAAUGUUGCAAAGUCCUUUGAAAACUCCAGACAUAGAACAGGCUUAGAAGUUUCGUCACCUCAGACCACAGCAGCUGCUGAAACCCAGCCAAAGACAAAGCGUAAUGGAACAGCAAAUGACUCUACUGACUGAUAAAGAGGAACCCAAGCUGUUUCUCUCAGCACUAAAGCUGAAUGCUUCCCUUCUGCUCCUCUGCUGAUGCUCAUCAAGCUUAGUCUGAUCUUCAGUGUCGCAUGGUUUCAAAAUCAGCUGGAAGGAAAGGGCAUCAUUUCACACCUUCUGAGCAGUUGCAUCUGAGCCAUAACAGCUGAAAGGUGAAACUUCAAGGAACAUCCUAGGAGAACCCUGAAAGUGGAUUUAUCACCUUUCGCAUCUCUUAAAAAAAAAAAAAAAAAGAAAAAAAGAAUCUUCUGUUCCCUCAGAUUCUCAAAGAAUCUGAUGGAGUGAGCUUAAAGGUAUAUGUAAAUGCAGCAAGAAAUAUAAAUCUUCAAUGUAUUUAGCUGGGUACCUUAAAUACAGCUACAGAUGUCAGAAGGCAUCAGUUACCCUGCUUGCACAUUUGUGUAUGCAUUAGAUUUCUUUAGCUGGUUUUAAUUUUAAAUCAGUUUCUUGCUGCAAAGGACUUAAAAAAUAAACAUUUCUCAUUAUCCAAGGAUCAUCUAUUGUUAAACUGAAGCUUUUAUUAUAUAUUACAUUAUAGUCCAUAAGCUAGUUUGAGGAGUUAAAGAAUUUGCAUGUUACAACGUGUAUGGUUGAAGUCCUCUCCAUCCAAUUAUUUCAUUUUGGGAGGGGGCCUUUUUUGUUAAAUAUAGCAGGAGAUUUAGCUUGAAAUUAGAUUUAGUUUAAUGAAAAAGUCAGUUGUAUAGAUAGGGAAGUUGUGUUUAAUUGGUAGUCUCAAUAUUGGAAUACAGCACUUGUUGUUACAGCAUGUAAUUUUGGAUGUUGAAAUAGUGUAAUCAUUUGUCACAUCAAAAUGUCAAACUAUAGCAGGUGUGCCAUGAAAGUAUUCAUACAACAAGACUAUUACUGAUAUUUUUUAGUAAUGCAUUCUUCUUAAGAGUCAAGCUUCAUGGUGAUCUAAUUCAUUCAUUUAGCAGGCCUUUUCAUUCAUGUCACUCUGUCCUUCAGUUACUUCAUUGUAGUAACUUGCAAAUUCAAUUUUCCCACACAAAAUACGCAGAUUAAUUCAUAACCAUUUAAAAAAACACCUCUGAAUUUAACCCUCAGAGUUGUGUGCAUGCCUAAUAAAUUAGCAACUCUCUGCCCUUGUUGCUGUCUUUCAAGAGUUUUUUAGCUGCAGUUUGUUGCACCGCAUCCCAUAAUAUCAUUUGUUCUGCAGCCAUUUUUAUCUGCAAAACAGUUUUCACUUCUGUGAGUAAUCCCAGUAACCUCUACUGAUUCAUUACAUUCAACAGGCUCAGACUUGUCAGUGAUGAAUUCUAGCAAUUACUCUCUAAAAUACCCAAUGUGCCUUGACAAAAGCAAAGCAAUCAGCAAAACAAAUGCAAAUUGGCAAUAAAUAUUACUCAUCUUCCCACACAAGGUCUGUGUGGCAAUGGAAAUGUUGAGACAGUAUUCAGAAGGCUGAACCUGCACCAGAAUAGCUAAAGCCAGUCUUGGCAGCCAAGGCAGUAGGGUGCUUCAGCUAAGACUAUUCAUGUGUGCAAAAAUCAUGAAUAACAGUUAUCAGAUUCAAACCAAAGUAAGUGAAGAUAUUACGUAAGUGAUUUAGGUUUUGGAAAGUAGUAAAUACCACCAUUCAGUCACUGACAGCAUCAUGUGCAGUUAUACUGGAGUACCAUUCCUCAGCUGAAUACUUUAAAGUCUAUAUUCAAAUAAGAGUAGUUUUGAAUAAUCUCUUUGGAUACUUUAAUACAUGUAAGAAGUGGCAAAAUGUUAUUUUUCACUACAUGUGCAUGAAGAGAUGUGUGCUUCUUUGUAUAUACUUUGUAAAUAGAAACAAAUCCAAUGUGCAUUUCAGUGUAUGGCAAGGUAUUUGUAGAACAUAUGGAGCUUUCCUUUUCACUGAUAACUAAUAACUAGUUCUUUGAAAUGCUGUGUUCAAAAGUUCUGUCAGCAUCUGCCACAGUAAGUAUGUUUUCCCAUUGGAAUUUACACUCUGUGUAAUUGUUUUUGUCUGGCAACUCUAGAGAAGAAAACUCAUUUCUUUAAAUGAGUGAUGGAGAGCUUGAGAGAAAAUUGGGAGGCAAAAAUGAAGAGAGGGAUUUUUAAGGUGUGUAUAUUGUGUAUAUAGUUUUUUCUUUAAUUUAACCAAAUUGGUCUUUUUUAUAUUGCCUGUGGCAAGCAAUGUUGUAUAUGCCAAUAGAAAACAUACACUACCACUGCAUUUAGACUGCCCACCUACCGUGUCCAGGAACUUAUAGUGCUGUUUUAAGUAGUCCUGUAAGGAAUGUAAAUUAAAAACUUGUAUAAAUUGUUUUGUAACACUUUUUCUACUUGUGAAUAAAACAUUACGUAAACCA
Colius striatus (speckled mousebird) is the source of this 3933-nucleotide messenger RNA. RefSeq names its product TNF receptor superfamily member 19 (gene TNFRSF19). Gene Ontology annotation, biological process: positive regulation of canonical NF-kappaB signal transduction; positive regulation of JNK cascade. The transcript is spliced from 11 exons. Lineage: Eukaryota; Metazoa; Chordata; Aves; Coliiformes; Coliidae. The coding region runs from base 356 to 1582 and encodes 408 amino acids. Gene Ontology annotation, molecular function: signaling receptor activity; protein binding. Gene Ontology annotation, cellular component: plasma membrane. The record is from RefSeq and is a predicted model, not a curated record.